GCUUUCCAGAGCACCUGAAAAUAAAUUCAUUCAUAAAGUUCAGCGGAGGAUUCAACUCUACUGUCAAACAUGACUGAGGGCACGUAAGCACCUGCGGAGGAGGGGGGGGCCGUACAGGACGGAGCCAGCCACUGACCUGAGCCGCUGGAGGCUGAGUAGUGUGGAGGGCCGGCAGACAUGGCGCUAUGUUGAAGACCAGGACCCCCCCGACAGAGAGCAGACCAUGCUGGAGGCACACUCUCUAGGCCUCGACACGAGUCAGUUUGUGUCCGAGUCCCCGGCUGCCCACACGGCUGUAAAGGCCGCUCUGAAAGGAAUGCACUUCUACAGCCAGCUGCAGGCAGAGGACGGUCACUGGGCGGGGGACUACGGCGGACCCCUUUUCCUGCUGCCAGGUCUCCUGAUCACCUGCCAUAUUGCCAAGAUCCCUCUGCCCUCUGCCUGGCAGAAAGAGAUGGUGAGGUACCUGCGCUCUGUGCAGCUAGCAGACGGAGGCUGGGGUCUACACAUUGAAGAUAAGUCCACUGUGUUUGGCACAGCGCUGAGCUACAUCUCACUAAGGAUUCUGGGAGUAGAGCCUGAUGAUCCAGACAUGAUUCGAGCCAGGAACAACCUGCACAGCAAAGGUGGGGCUGUGGGGAUUCCCUCAUGGGGUAAAUUCUGGUUGGCCAUUUUAAAUGUGUACAGUUGGGAAGGAAUGAACACACUGCUGCCAGAGAUGUGGCUGUUCCCCUCUUGGAUGCCUGCCCACCCCUCCACCCUGUGGUGUCAUUGCCGCCAGGUGUACCUCCCCAUGAGCUACUGCUACGCUGUGAGGCUGUCUGCAGAGGAGGACCCGCUGGUCCUCAGCCUCCGACAGGAGCUUUAUGUCCAGGACUAUGCCACCAUCAACUGGCCCGCUCAGAGGAACAAUGUCGCAUCAUGUGACAUGUACACCCCUCACAGCACGCUGCUCGACGUCGCCUACAUGGUGCUGAAUGUGUAUGAAGCCCAUCACAGCACCAUGGUGAGAGAAAAGGCUGUCAAAGAACUGUAUGAACACAUCGAGGCCGACGACCGUUUCACCAAGUGUGUCAGCAUUGGACCGAUCUCCAAGACCAUCAACAUGCUGGUUCGCUGGUAUGUGGACGGGCCCUCCUCUCCGGUCUUUCAGGAGCAUGUGUCUAGGAUCCCAGACUACCUAUGGUUGGGAUUAGAUGGAAUGAAAAUGCAGGGGACCAAUGGAUCUCAACUCUGGGAUACUUGUUUUGCUGUACAGGCUUUCCUUGAGGCAGGAGCCCAGAAUAACUCCACGUUAGCAGGGUGCCUCCGAGAUGCCCAUCAGUUUCUCACCAUCACACAGAUACCUGAAAAUCCUCCCGAGUAUCAGAAGUACUACAGACAGAUAAACAAGGGAGGUUUCCCCUUCAGUACCCGGGACUGUGGCUGGAUUGUGGCUGACUGCACAGCGGAGGGUUUGAAGUCAGUGAUGCUGCUGCAGGAGCUCUGCCCCUCCAUCAGCCAGCCGCUCCCCUCAGAGCGCCUGUGUGAUGCUGUCAAUGUGGUGAGUCUGCAGUCCAUCAAUCACUCAUUCAUUCCUUAAGUCUUAUUGGUAGUG
Molecule: messenger RNA, 1597 nt
Organism: Notothenia coriiceps (black rockcod)
Lineage: Eukaryota; Metazoa; Chordata; Actinopteri; Perciformes; Nototheniidae
Gene: lss
Product: lanosterol synthase (2,3-oxidosqualene-lanosterol cyclase)
Exons: 15
Coding region: 224-1582 (452 amino acids)
Biological process (GO): cholesterol biosynthetic process; triterpenoid biosynthetic process
Cellular component (GO): lipid droplet
Molecular function (GO): lanosterol synthase activity
Source: RefSeq, a predicted model, not a curated record